This is a messenger RNA of Misgurnus anguillicaudatus (oriental weatherfish), 1605 nucleotides long. The record is from RefSeq and is a predicted model, not a curated record. NCBI's taxonomy places the organism in Eukaryota, Metazoa, Chordata, Actinopteri, Cypriniformes, Cobitidae.
GCCCUAUUGUCUUUUUUGAAGCUGAAACCGAAAGUAGGCGAGAAGACGACACUAUAAGCGCCGUUCUUAUCACUUUACUCUGACUUUAAAUAUUUUCACGUGGAUUUCAAAUGGAUGAUAAAAGCAUGGAUCUUCAGAGGCUUCUUGAGAUUGAUGAGGACCUGGAGAAAGGUGAAGUGGCUCAGCUUAAGUUUCUCUGCACUGACCUAGUUCAGAAGAAGCGUUUGGAGACAGUGACUGAUUUCAAAGAUCUCUCUCAAAGACUUGAGGAGCAGGAACUGCUCGAUGAUGGGCUGCUCAUCCCUGAGCUUCUCAUCACAAUUCGACGCCUCGACUUGCUAAAGAUCCUAAACACGUCCAAAGAGCAGGUGGAGCGUUAUUUGGCACAUGAUGACUGUAAGCGUGUCUCACCGUACAGAAAGAUGCUUUUUCAAUUGUCUGAGGACAUGACUGAAGAAAACCUUCGUAUUGUGAAGUUUCUUUCGGAUCUUCCAAAAGCAAAACUUGAAACAUGUACUUCAUUUCUAGACAUUAUUAUUGAGAUGGAAAAGCAACAGAAGCUUGGAGAAGAAAACCUGGAUGAACUGAAAGAUAUUCUGGAUAAAUGUGACAAACAGCUGGCUGACAGAAUAGAGAAGUUCAGGAACACGCAGAGAGACCGGGAACAAGUAGGGGUCAGACCUCCUCUACAGGAAUUAUAUAAUCAUGAACACUUUAUACCCAACUAUCCUGACUAUAUGGGGACAGAUAUGAGUGGACUAAGGAGACCCUCUCUUGGUCUUGCGACUGAUUCACAGAUUGAGAAACAGACAACCACAUAUGAUGAGAAGGACUACUAUCCCAUCAGUCAUAGACCUGUAGGACACUGUUUAAUCAUCAACAAUUACGACUUCGAAAUGUCCGAAACAUCUGACGGUCUGAAAUUACGCAACCGAAAAGGCACAGAUACAGACAAAGAAUCACUUGAGAGAGUAUUUAAGAAAAUGCAUUUUGAGAUUACUGUGAAAGAUGAUCUCACAGCCUCAGAGAUGCUCGAACUGGUGAAGCAGUUUGCAGAAAAGGAUCACUCUCAAAUGGACAUUUUCGUGUGCUGUGUCCUCUCCCACGGAGAGAAAGGUGCAGUCUACGGUGUAGAUGGCAAGCAGGUUGAAAUCCGUGAGCUCACGCAGCACCCAGCUAAAUGCCAAACAUUGGCUAACAAGCCUAAGCUUUUCUUCAUUCAAGCCUGCCAAGGUAAAGUGGGCCAGAAAGCCAUGUGGAUGGCGGAUGGGCCGGAGCAAGAAGAAGGAACAUAUGAAGAGGAUGCUCAAAAGGUUGCGUACAACAGUAUCCAUAUAGAAGCUGAUUUGUUAAUUGGAAUGGCCACAGUAGAGGAUUACCAAUCUUACCGUCACACCACAGAGGGAUCCAUUUAUAUCCAGGAGCUUUGUAGACAACUGGAGGAUCUCUGCCCCAGAAAAGAGGAUAUCUUGUCCAUUCUGACGAAGGUGAACUCUGAAGUGAGCAACAGGACGUUGAAAGGCUACAAGCAGAUGCCCGAACCUCGAUAUACCCUCAGAAAGAAACUUAUCCUUCCCAUGGACUGAAGCUUAUUUUGUAUGUCUU